Molecule: messenger RNA, 1955 nt
Organism: Leptopilina heterotoma
Lineage: Eukaryota; Metazoa; Arthropoda; Insecta; Hymenoptera; Figitidae
Exons: 2
Coding region: 175-1710 (511 amino acids)
Source: RefSeq, a predicted model, not a curated record
UAUUUAUAGAUAGACAAAAAUAAUACGUGGCAGUUUUUGACGACAUUCUUCUGUGAAUAAAAUACUUCUAAUUUAAACACAAAACUUAAUUUCUUGUGAAAUAAAUUUUAAUAUAAUUAAUUGUUAGAAAUAAAUUUAUUUUGAGAAAGAUAUAGUUCAUUUUUAACCAUUACAAUGAAUGUUAAAGUGACAGUUCUAUUUCUAACAUGUUUACUGGUGAUGAGGAAUUUUAAUAAAAGUUCAUUGCUCAACGUUUUUCAAAAAAUGUGCAAAAUUUCGAAUAAAUUGGACAGUGAACGAGCAAGUUUAGUCAUUGAAAACAACAAGCAGUUCAAUAUGAAGGUCAGUGACAAAUUUUACAAUAAUUCUGUAAACGAUAUCAAAAAUUUUAAUAAAAUAACUGAAAAUCCAAAAUCGAUUCCAAAGUCAAGUGAAGUCAGCAUUUUAAUUACGUUCUACAAUUAUGUUCGAAAUAAAAAAAUCAGCGAAUUGUUUACAAUUUGGCCACAUAUUACAGAUGACCUUAAUGUCAUUCCUUUCAUGAAUGAAAUUACUGACGUUGAAAUAAGUAUUCUUUUUGGAUUUUCGACUAUCUUAAUUCAGCAUAGAUUGAAUCAGUUCAUUUGUCAAAAAUCUGUGCAUCCAAUGAUUUCAAUAUCUCAAGUAAUCAUAACCACUGAGAUUGUUACAAAACUUUUAAAGCUUGUUACAAAACCAGCAAUGGCAAAUAUUAAUAUUUCGACAGAAAAACGAAAUGAUCUUUAUAAAAGAUUUUUUUGGCAAAGAUAUAAACUUAUAGAUCUGUAUCUCAAUAAGGUGUGCAAUGAAUCAACAGCAAUGGGACUUUUGCGAAGUUACGCCUUUUCAACACCUAAAGUCAUGACAAAUUUUGCUUCAAAUUUAAAAGAUUGUAAAAGUCCACCAUUUCAAUAUAAAUCCUUCAAGCUUCAAAAUUUUGAUUAUUAUGAAAAAUUAAGGUUCAAUUUACAUGUUGAACAUUGGUUAACUAAGCAACAAGCAAUUCAGCGUAUUUCUAACAUUUACAGCCAGGAAGAAAUAAGUUUUAUAAAUAUUCCGUUAGGAGAGUUAUUCAAUGACUAUUUGGCAAAUAACCUAUUUGAUGCUAUUACUUUUGACGAUUAUUACGCAAUAAAAAGUUUGUUGUCUAAUCCACAAUUUAUAAAUGAUAAGGAAUCUUUUAUUUAUUGUCAAAUAAUGAAAGCUGUGCACAGAUUGGCUAUUCGACAGUUUGAUGCAAGGCCCCAAAGAAAUAAUAGACAUUUACCAAAGUAUAUAUAUUGUUAUAUAGGAAAUUGGAAAAUUGGGAGAACAUCAUAUGCAGCUUUUGAUGAUUUGACACUUUGUUAUAAAGACAAUGUAAAAUGGGAUUCUAUUGACCAAAAACAUAAUCUCCUUAAGCUUAAUAAGUAUAUCACUAAGACAUAUCUUAAAAUAGAGAUUUUUGAAUUGUACCUUAUUGUAGAUUUAAAAAUCUUUAUUAAAAAUUCUAAAUACUAUUUAAUUCUUCCGCAAACAUUUAUUGAUAUGAAGAGGAGUGCUAAUAUUUUAAUUGGAGAGGAACGUGUAAAUUUACUGCAUUUAAAUAGUGACGGGAUUAGACAUAGUCAUUGGCUAGCAGAUAAUGUAAAUAUGGCUUUAGAAUUUGAAAAAAAGUGCAACCGCAAUUCUAAAGCUAUUGAAAAAUGGUAAUUUGUAAUUUCUCAUUAAUAUAAACAGCCAUUAAAUGUCCCACUUUAAUAAAUGUUCAGGAAUGUUUAACUAUAAGCAUUUAUUUAAUUGGGAAAUUUAGGGUACUGUGGUACUUUAGGCGUAAGAAUACACUUAUGUCUCAUUAAUAUAAACAACCUGUUUUACAAUAAACUGUUGAGAAGAUGUACUGGUGGUACUCUCUGCCCAGGUCACUAGUUUCUAAAUAAAUAUUCUCUUACAAUUUU